GGGUGGAGGCCGGGGGACGGCCUCCCGGCACCUUCGCGGCGACCGAGGACGAGCCGGCCGGAGGGGGACGGCCGGGAUGGCGCGCCCGCGGCCCCGCGAGUACAAAGCGGGGGACCUGGUCUUCGCCAAGAUGAAGGGCUACCCGCACUGGCCCGCCCGGAUUGAUGAACUCCCAGAGGGAGCUGUGAAGCCUCCAGCAAACAAGUACCCUAUCUUCUUUUUUGGUACCCAUGAAACUGCAUUUCUAGGUCCUAAAGACCUUUUCCCAUAUAAGGAAUACAAAGACAAGUUUGGAAAGUCAAACAAACGGAAAGGAUUUAAUGAAGGAUUAUGGGAAAUUGAAAAUAAUCCAGGAGUGAAAUUUACUGGGUACCAGACAAUUCAGCAACAGAGCUCUUCAGAAACUGAGGGAGAAGGUGGCAAUACUGCAGAUGCAAGCAGUGAGGAAGAAGGUGAUAGAGUAGAAGAUGGAAAAGGCAAAAGAAAGAAUGAAAAAGGAGGCUCAAAACGGAAAAAGUCCUACACUUCGAAGAAGUCUUCUAAACAGUCCCGGAAAUCUCCAGGAGAUGAAGAUGAUAAAGACUGCAAAGAAGAGGAAAACAAAAGCAGCUCGGAGGGUGGAGAUGCUGGCAAUGACACAAGAAACACGACUUCAGACUUGCAGAAAGCUGGUGAAGGGACCUAACUACCGUAAUGAAUGCUGCAUAUUGAGAGACACCACAAGAAGGUUAAAUGUUUGAUUGUCUCAUUCUUGGAUUCGAUAUGAACCAACACAGUCUUUGUUGUCAUUGACAGAAGCCCAGUAUGUGUGUACAUUAUUCACAUUCCUCUCUGUUCUGUUGAAGAGAAAAAGAGACAUUUGAACCUUUUUUAAGGUUACUGACUUAAUUUUAUGUUACUUGGUUGCAUGAAGUUGCCCUUAACCACUAAGAAUUAUCAAGAUUUUUGCACAGACUUCUCCAUAUCUAGGCUUCUUUGCCAAGGCAGUUCUGGUCAUCAGCUUCCCGCCUCUACCCCACCAUCAGGAAAAUAGUAAUUUACUCAGUUAAAUAGUAAUUCCUAUUUUUUAGAUGACUGCUCAACAUAAUACUUCAGGAUGGGAUUUUCUUUCUAACAGAACCCAAGAACCAACUCCUAGAUACACACUGUUGGUAUAUUGGAGAUGAAAUUAAAAUCAUCUUUCAGUUCUAAGGCCAUGUGUAAAGUUCGACCAUAUUGUAAAGUACCUAUUCUGUAUUAGAAAUAGCUAGUUGAAACCUAUACUUCUCAAAACUCAUGUUGCUGUGUACACAAACUGAGUUUAUAUGUGAACCUAGUGAGUCUUUUUGUGUUAUACCAAAAUAAAGCAAGGAUUUAUUUUUUUCCCAAUGCCAAUAUGAUUUGAGCUGAUCACUCAAGAUGGUCACUUCACACUUGAAAGCUGAAAUCAGCAGGAGCACUAUGGGAAACUAGACAAAGCAUUGACUCUUGAAUAUAGGCUUUUAAAAUAAGCUUUUCUUUUGGAAAUAGAAUUAGAGUAGGUAACAUUCAUCCACAAGCCAUUAUUAUGUGUACAUUAUUGUUGCUAUUGUGAUAAUAGAGUCUUAUUUAUUUUUAUGCCAGCUUAUACUGUGAGAACACUUAGUCAAUUUGGGUUUCAUCAACCCUGCUGUGCUUGUCCUUGGAACAUCUUUUGUGUAUGUUUAAGGUUUGUAGCUGAAAAGUUUACUGUAAAAAAAAAUCAAAGACAAAAAAAAUGUAUUGUUUUUACAGAAUAAAUUUAUUGGAAUGUGUACUGGGAGUAAGGUUUGAGGUUGUAAACAACCGAGUUAGUGUUAUUUGGCUUUAUACGUGUAAUGUGAAAUAUUAAUGUAAUUACUAUAUUAAAGCAAAGAUUGACAGCAAGUUGACAUUAGAAUUAAGUGCAGGUGAAGAUUUUUUUUCUGUCAUUUUUUUCUUUUUAAAUAUUCUGGUUGUUAGGUUAGUUGAGGGAUGGGAGGGAGUAUCAGUAGGAUCUGUCUGCACAUCUAAGAAAACACCAGCUCAGUGGACCCUACGCUUACAUACAGCCUUGUAUGCAUUCCGUUUUCGUUUGGUUUUCUUAUUUUGUUGAAGAACUAAUGAAAAUGAAGAGAAACUAUAAGACCACCUAAAGGCCAGUGUCAUUAUGUGAAGAAGGUGAUGCUGGGGUCUGGAGGUUAAACAUACCACUCUCUGAGCCCUUAGGCAUACUGAGGAGGCCACUGUGUUUUUCUGUCAUGUAGCAAUUGAUUGUACGCACACAGAUUCAAGUAUCGAAAGUUCAUUAAAAGACAGACUGCCACAUCAGGUUUUUAGUAUUUUAUUUUAAAAUUAAUGAAAUUCAUCAAAAGGCCAUUGAUUACAGUAAAACAUAUGGAGAAUGUAUAUAACAUUUUAAAUUGGGACAUAUAACAGGGUUUGGUUUUGUUUUUUGAGACAGGGUUUCUCUGUAGCCCUGGUUGUCCUGGAACCUUCUCUGUAGACCAGGUUGGCCUCAAACUCAUAGAUCUGCCAGCCUCUGCCUCCCAAGUGCUAGGAUUAAAGGCGUGUGCUGCCACCACCUGGCACAGGUUUCUUAAAUAAAAGUUCAAAAUUUGUCAUGAAAAAAUGUAUACAUGAAAUGCUUCAAAGUUAAUAAAGUUUAUCUUUAUAAAACACCAAAAAUAAUUUUAUUGAAGAUAUACACAGAAACACAAGA
This is a messenger RNA of Psammomys obesus (fat sand rat), 2698 nucleotides long. RefSeq names its product HDGF like 3 (gene Hdgfl3). Gene Ontology annotation, cellular component: nucleus. Gene Ontology annotation, molecular function: transcription coregulator activity; double-stranded DNA binding. The transcript has 6 exons. The record is from RefSeq and is a predicted model, not a curated record. Lineage: Eukaryota; Metazoa; Chordata; Mammalia; Rodentia; Muridae. Gene Ontology annotation, biological process: regulation of transcription by RNA polymerase II. Bases 77 to 685 code for a protein of 202 amino acids.